This is a messenger RNA of Penicillium vulpinum, 1482 nucleotides long. RefSeq names its product aldehyde dehydrogenase family protein. NCBI's taxonomy places the organism in Eukaryota, Fungi, Ascomycota, Eurotiomycetes, Eurotiales, Aspergillaceae. The transcript is spliced from 4 exons. Gene Ontology annotation, molecular function: aldehyde dehydrogenase (NAD+) activity. Bases 1 to 1482 code for a protein of 493 amino acids. The record is from RefSeq and is a predicted model, not a curated record.
AUGGCGCUUUUCCAAACUAUCGAGACCCCUGUGGUCACCUACGAGCAGCCUUUGGGACUAUUCAUCAACAAUGAAUUCAUCAAGGGUGUGGACGGAAAAACGUUCGAGACGAUCAACCCUCACGACGAGAAGCCUAUUGUAUCCGUGCACGAAGGCACAGCAGAUGAUAUCGAUAUUGCCGUCAAAGCUGCCCGCGCUGCACUGAACGGAGAGUGGAAGCAAGUCACUCCAUCCGAACGUGGUCGUCUCCUCACUCGUCUUGCCGACUUCCUGGAACGUGAUAUCGACACUCUGGCCGCUAUUGAAGCCCUUGAUAAUGGCAAGGGAGUCACUAUGGCCAAGGGCGACGUUAACGCCUCUGCAGGCUGCCUGCGAUACUACGGUGGCUGGGCCGACAAGAUUUACGGCCAAACCAUCGACACUGAUAUCAAUAGUUUCACUUAUACCCGCCACGAGCCCGUCGGUGUCUGUGGCCAAAUUAUCCCAUGGAACUUCCCUCUCUUGAUGUUUGCUUGGAAGAUCGGCCCUGCUCUGGCGACUGGAAAUACAAUUGUUAUGAAGACCGCUGAACAGACUCCUCUUUCGGCGCUCUAUGUGGCCAAGCUUAUUAAGGAGGCUGGCUUCCCCGCUGGAGUGGUUAAUGUUAUUUCAGGAUUCGGAAGAACUGCCGGCGCGGCACUCUCCUCUCAUAUGGAUGUUGAUAAGAUCGCGUUCACUGGAUCGACUCUGGUCGGACGUCAAAUCAUGAAGGCAGCGGCCGAUUCCAACUUGAAGAAGGUGACCCUCGAAUUGGGUGGCAAGUCACCAAACAUUGUUCUCCCAGAUGCAAACCUGGAGGAAGCAAUUGAAUGGGUUAAUAUGGGCAUUUUCUUUAAUCACGGACAGUGCUGCUGUGCAGGCUCUCGUAUUCUUGUUCACGAAGCUGUCUAUGAUAAGUUCCUUGAGCUCUUCAAGCAGCGCGCGGAGAAGAAUAAGGUCGGAGAUCCAUUCAACCACGAGACUUUCCAGGGACCUCAGGUUUCGCAAAUUCAAUAUGACCGGGUUAUGAAUUACAUUAAUGCUGGAAAGGGUGCAGGCGCCAAGGUUAUCACCGGUGGUGACCGACAUGGCAGCGAGGGAUACUACAUUCAACCCACAAUUUUCGCUGAUGUCCAUGGCGACAUGACGAUUGUGCGGGAAGAGAUCUUCGGACCUGUCUGCACAGUGCAGAAGGUCAAGAGCGAGGAGGAGGCUAUCCAAGUGGCCAACGACACAAACUACGGCUUGGCCGCAGCUGUCCACACCACAAACAUUAACACUGCCAUCCGAGUGUCCAACGCCGUUAAAGCCGGAACCGUCUGGGUUAACAACUACAAUACCCUCCACUACCAGAUGCCGUUCGGUGGCUUCAAGGAAUCAGGACUCGGACGAGAGCUUGGCUCAUAUGCCCUCGAGAACUACACUGAGGUCAAGACAGUCCGCGUGCACCUUUCUUCGUCUUAG